Messenger RNA from Colletotrichum fioriniae, 447 nucleotides. NCBI's taxonomy places the organism in Eukaryota, Fungi, Ascomycota, Sordariomycetes, Glomerellales, Glomerellaceae. The record is from RefSeq and is a predicted model, not a curated record.
AUGUACAUAUACAAUGUUUUCGACGCGAUAGAGAGUGCCAUCGAUGCAUACGACGGCAAACUAUCAGACUACUACUUCAUCAACCAAUGCAUGCGUAUCAUUUGCGAGCUAUACGGAAUGGUUCUCCUCGGCAUCAUGGACUAUUCCCUCGUGCUCCUCGUGCUUCGAUUCGACGCCGAGGAGCAGCCGUGGCGCACACUCGGCCAAGACCCCUACGGAUUCGUCUGGUCCAAAUACAUCCAGGCCUACGACGUCGGCAGUAUUGAAGAUUUUGGCACGCAACAGGCUGGCAACAACGGAACCAUCCACGGCUUGGAUCUUCUGAACGGCACAACGCCUGGUCAAGAGCCUAACUAUAGGCUGGUCCUGCGCAGAUACGGCAAGGGGUGUUGUGGGGGUAUCCUUGGGCACCUCUACGAGAUUCGCUCUAAGAGAAAGAGGCAUUGA